UCGCGGCUCAGUCUCGGUCAUGUUUCGUCGUGUUUUGGGCAGACUGGUGACAGAGACAGUUUUUGUCCAGCAGCAUGUGAGUCCUGCAGCUGUGUGUCCCCGUCCGUCCGUGUCCUCCGCGUCGCUCCGCAGCUUCUCUGAUGUGAAGGACGAAGUGCAGCCGCCUUUUGACGCGUCUCUGCUCCACGUCCUGGUGUGUCCUCUGUCCAAGAAGCCUCUCAGGUACGAGCCAAAGACCAACGAGCUGAUCAACGAGGAGCUCGGCAUCGCCUAUCCGAUCAUCGACGGCAUCCCCAACAUGAUCCCGCAGGAGGCCCGACUCCUGCAGAAAGACCCCGACAACGCGACUUCAACCGGGCCAACACCAGCGUAGAAACUCCGUCCGGACACCGUCAGGACACCGCCAGGACACCGUCAGGACAUCGCCAGCUGAGUUCAGGAGACUCAAAAAUAUUUGGAAAACU
This is a messenger RNA of Plectropomus leopardus (leopard coralgrouper), 464 nucleotides long. RefSeq names its product PIGY upstream open reading frame (gene pyurf). Lineage: Eukaryota; Metazoa; Chordata; Actinopteri; Perciformes; Serranidae. The record is from RefSeq and is a predicted model, not a curated record.